Molecule: messenger RNA, 918 nt
Organism: Saccharomyces eubayanus
Lineage: Eukaryota; Fungi; Ascomycota; Saccharomycetes; Saccharomycetales; Saccharomycetaceae
Gene: TGS1
Product: RNA methyltransferase
Exons: 1
Coding region: 1-918 (305 amino acids)
Biological process (GO): 7-methylguanosine cap hypermethylation; 7-methylguanosine RNA capping
Cellular component (GO): nucleus
Molecular function (GO): RNA cap trimethylguanosine synthase activity
Source: RefSeq, a predicted model, not a curated record
AUGGUAAAAAGGUUCAUUCAUGCUUCGAAGAUAAGACAUGCAGCACGCAAAAGGAAGCAUCAUUCCAAGUAUAAAACCUUGCGAAGGCUAAUAGAGGAAAAUGCUUACAAGAUAGAGUCGUCAAAGCCGUUAAAUGGAAAACUUUUUAAGUACUGGAAAAAUAGACGUCGAUUGUUUUCAAAAAUAGAUUCGUCAUCGAUAUAUAUGACAGAUGAGCUUUGGUUCAGUGUAACGCCAGAAAGAAUUGCGUGUUUCUUGGCAAAUUUCGUCAAGGCAUGCAUACCAAACGGUGAGAAGAUAUUGGAUGUAUUUUGUGGGGGUGGUGGUAAUACUAUACAAUUUGCCAAGCAAUUCCCUUAUGUUUAUGGGGUGGAUUAUAGCAUCGAACACAUAUAUUGCACUGCGAAAAAUGCUCAAAGCUAUGGAGUGGAUGAUAGGAUAUGGCUGAAACAGGGAUCCUGGAAAAAACUAGUCUCUAAGGAAAAACUCUCCAAGAUAAAGUACGAUUGUGUAUUUGGAUCGCCGCCCUGGGGAGGCCCAGAGUACUUAAGAAGUGACGUUUAUGAUCUAGAGCUUCAUUUGAAACCUAUGGGGAUAACGAAAAUGCUAAAGAGCUUCCUUAAAUUAAGUCCUAAUGUGAUCAUGUUUUUGCCAAGGAAUUCAGACUUAGGACAGCUUUCUCGAGCCACGAGGAAAAUCCUGGGCCCAUUUGCCAAGUGUAAAGUACUAUAUGUUAAGGAAAAUGGAUAUAUGAAGGGAAUUUUUUGCAUGUGGGGGGAAUGCUUCUUUAAUUACGAACCUGGAACGCAAGGAAACAACGGAGUAGAGCUGUGUUCUGAAGACGAAAAACAGGAGAAAGGCGAAACUACUGUAGCAACCAAGGAUAAAAGUGUAGACAUUUACGACAUAAAUGGUUGA